Paramecium pentaurelia is the source of this 1138-nucleotide messenger RNA. The record is from the annotation of a GenBank genome assembly. NCBI's taxonomy places the organism in Eukaryota, Ciliophora, Oligohymenophorea, Peniculida, Parameciidae.
UAUGAGAGCAAUCAUCGCAAUUUGCUUAUUGUCAGCUGUGUUUGCUUUAGAUACAAAUAAAUUUGCUGUCCUUCUUCAAGCUGGUACCAGAGGAAAUGAUGCUGUUGAAUCUGUUUACAAUCUCUUAAGAGAUCUCAAGACAGAAAAUGUUUAAGUCUAAGCUGCCGCAGACAGAAAGAAUAACACAGAUGAAGGUAAUAAAAUAACAUUAUCUCUUCUUAGAAAUCUUUUCUUAAGUUAUUGGUGAUUUGACAAAUGUUGCUUCCCUCAAUAAAUAAUAAUGGGAAUCCCUUGGUGUAGUCAGAGGAGAUGUUGAAGCCUAAAUCAGAGUAUGAUUAUUUAAUAAAACUCUUAAGGAUGGAUAUUAAUGGUUGGCUUGGGCUGAAUCCAGACUUGCUGAAAUUGAAAGAAGAAAUGCAUAACUCUAAGAUUAAAGAUGUUGGGCCAAUGGACUUUUUGUUAAAUCACUUGCUGAUCAUGCUGAUGCCGUAGCAGUUGUUUAACUCUUACAACAAGAUGUUGCUGGAUUCCUUACAAAUAAUGCUGGAGUCGAACUUGUUGAGAAAGCCUAAACAAUAGCUGACAAAUUGUCUGCAUACAGUCACCUUUUCUAAUAAGAUGCCCUCUAAAAAUUCCAAUCCCUUGCUGAAGUUAAGAGAGAAGGAACCACAGGAGAAUAAGUCCUUUCAAUCUUAUAAGAUUUACAAGCUGAAUUAGAAUCAACUCUUGCCACAUUAUAAGAAUAAGAAAUUCAUGCAGCUUUCGCUCUUGCAAAAUAUGUUUCAGACACAAAUGCUGAAGUUGCUUGGUUGAACUCUGAACAUGAAAGAAGAACUGGUCUUGUUGAAAAAUUGGAAACAGUAUAAAUCUUAUAUUAUAUAUUAAGUAACUUCCAGCUGUUUUGGCCUAAUAAGCUAAAGCUCUUAAAUUAUGGAAAGAUUCCUUGAAUGCAGUUGCUGGUGCUACAGCUGAUCUAGAAGAGAAGAGAGAAUUCUAUGCUUCUGAAACAGCCAGAAGACAAGGUAUUAAUUUAUUUUACUAUAUUUAGAGGAAAAUGCUAUCAUAGAUGUCGUUAUCCAACUUUUCAAAGAUUAAGUUAGAUCAUUAGCUUCAUAAACAUCCCUAAAUAGACAUUGAU